ACUAAGUUGAAGAAAAAGGGUUGACGUAGCUUUUUCUUUGAAGGAACUCUUCUGGUGCAAUGGGAUCACCGGUGGUGGCAUCGGCGGCGACGUCGCCCAAAGCCACCAUUUACGGUAGCCCACAACCACAAUCACCACCGAUCUUCCCAUUGCCGAAGCCUCCAGGCCAUGAUACGCCGCCCAAAGCCACCAAGCACGGUAGCCCACAACCCUCACAAUCACCAAUCCUGCCAUUGCCGAAACCUCCAGGCCAUGAUUAUCAUUCUCCUAUAAAUCCAAAGAAAACCCGUCAUGUCUCCUUCUCAUCCCCCGAAUAUUCUUUACCCAGACAUCACAAAGAACACAAGAACCGAAGCUGUUUCCCUCUCAGCUUCCCUUACUCAUCUUGUUGUUGUUGUUUCCAAUAUACCUGUCUCACCUUCCUUGGUAUUCUCUUCCUCAUCCUCUUAUUUAUAGUCUUAUUCAUCACCUUCUUCCACUCUAAACAUCCAGAAAUCAAGAUCGAAAGGCUAACCAUACCCAGAUUGAAACUUUCUUCCAUUGCCCAACAAUCAUAUCUAUUUGCAGAGGUGGAUUUAUACAUUAAUUCCUUCAACAAUAACGAGAAAAUAGGGAUCAUUUAUGGUGAUACCGAAGUUUCCAUUUCAUCAGAUAAUAUUGAAUUGGGUCAGGGUACCAUUCCUGAAUUCUUUCAAAAUUAUAAUAAUAUGACGGUUUUGAAGGUUAAUACUGAGGUUUCAAAUUCUUUGGUUGAUAAUCAAGAUGGUGCAAGAUUAAAGGCAGAUUUUGACCAAAAAAGUUUGGUUUUGGACGUGGUGUUAAACAGCAAUAUAGGAUUAACUUAUGGAAGUUUUAAGUUUAAAGGCUUGCCAGUUCUUAUCAAAUGCAGCAGCAUCAAGUUAUCUAGUAUUGCACAAGGAAUUGAGCCUAAAUGUGACCUCAAUAUAUUCAUAUUAGGGAAUAUCUUUUGAUAAAUCAGGCCAAAAUCUUCACUGCAAUGACCAUCCCAACUUUGGAUGUGCCAUUUUUUUGAUUUGCUUCAUUGUAAUAAAAAGAUGAGAAGUUAAUUUUAGUUGCAUACUUCUAUACUAGUACUCGAUUUUGUAGCAGUAGCCCCAAUAUUGUGAUCUCACUUGAUUUUGUAGCAAUAAACCUAAAUUUUGUGAGAUCUCUCUCUCUUAUUGUAGUAAUUUAGCAUUGCCAUUGGAUU
This is a messenger RNA of Macadamia integrifolia, 1210 nucleotides long. RefSeq lists its product as uncharacterized. Gene Ontology annotation, cellular component: plasma membrane. The record is from RefSeq and is a predicted model, not a curated record. NCBI's taxonomy places the organism in Eukaryota, Viridiplantae, Streptophyta, Magnoliopsida, Proteales, Proteaceae. Bases 60 to 971 code for a protein of 303 amino acids. The transcript has 2 exons.